Molecule: messenger RNA, 2730 nt
Organism: Tetranychus urticae (two-spotted spider mite)
Lineage: Eukaryota; Metazoa; Arthropoda; Arachnida; Trombidiformes; Tetranychidae
Source: RefSeq, a predicted model, not a curated record
UUAUUUAUCGGAGUGUAAUGAGAUCUUUCAAGCUCCUCUUCUUGGUACUUUGAUUAUCUAGAUUAUCCUCUCAGUAACUUUGCCUUUUGCCAUCACUUUUUCACCAUUUGUCCCUCCAAUUGUAAUCAAAUUUGCACGUUUUCUCUACUUUUUGAUUCUCCAUUUUCUUGUCUUCUUCUAACCACCACCUUUGCUCUGUUUUGUUAUUAAUCUUCAUAGGAAAUAUCAUCAACUGAGAGCGUGUUUAAAUUGUCAAUCUUUCAUCGGAUACAAUAAAAUUUUCUCUGUGCUCAUUAAAGUGUUCGUGUUUCGACUUCUUUCACUGUUUGUGUGUUAAUGGAAAAACAAAAAUAACAAGGAACCACAUAAUUAGUGCCAAAAAUUAUCCAAUGUUUGACUGAUGAUAACUUCCUCACCAACACACUAAAGUUCUUUUUCUUUUUUAUUAAUUGCUUGAAAAUUCAACUGCCAUUAGCUCGAUGUCAAUGAAAAACAAUCAAAAGAUGUUUCAAUCAACCAUAGAGAAAACCUUUGAAAGCUCAAGAAUAAGUAUUCACGGUAGCUCGACAAGAUACGGAGGAUCUACGUAUGCAUACAACAGUGGUUCAACUCGUUUGCGGUUAGGCCGUGAUUCUAGCUCUUUUAUUCACGACAGUUAUAACUCAAGCCUCGAUUUCCCGGCUUAUAUUCCUUGGCAGACUUUAUCCAGUGAUGUUUCCGAUAAAUUGAAAACGGGUUCAAUCAAGAUUAACAAAUGUAAUUGUGUUGAGUGGACAACCAUUGCGGAAGAAAAUGAACGACUACCUUUGUUAGAUCGCAAGGCAUCAAGUUUCGAUGAUAUUCCAGGAGUAUCCGAAGCUACGGCUGGAGAACCAUCCUGUGCGGACAAAUUACCAGGAAUCUCGUGGCCUGUGGCAGCUUUUUUACUGGUAAAUUGUGCUCUCGGAGCUGGUGUCUUAAAUUACCCAGCAGCAUACGAUCGUCUAGGUGGUGUUACAAUUGCCACUGUGAUUCAAAUUUUCAUGAUGGCUAUUUUAGCAUCUACAAUGAUCAUUCUGGUUUAUGCUUCUGACCUAAACAAGGAUGACACCUAUCACGAUGUACUUUUAUCGUUAUGUGGAAAAAGAGCUCAACAAUUGUCUGCCAUUUCAAUCCUUUUAACCUGUUACGGUGUCUGUGUGACUUUUCUGAUUAUCAUUGGAGAUCAAUUUGAUAGAGUUUUUGCUUCUCAUCUUACAGAAUGUAUUUGGUACAUUGAUCGUCGUUUCACUAUCUCAGUGACGUCCACUUUUCUCAUCUUACCAAUGUGUUACUUCCGUCGACUUGACUUUCUCAGAUAUGCUGGGACUUUAGGCGUAUUUGCUAUGCUCUACGUGGUCUUUUUAAAUGUUUACGAAUACUUCAAAUUGGAUAUUCCUGAUCCACCGAUAAGGACCAAGCCAAGCUCACUCACAUCAAUGGUUGCAGUUUUUCCCGUUAUUUGUUUCGCAUAUCAGUCCCAUGAAAUAUCGGUUCCUGUGUAUGCUUGCAUGGCUAAACGUAAUAUCGCCAAUUUCACCAAAGCAACCAUAUUGUCACUGGCAAUACUUUUCUUACUGUGCUCAGCUGCAGGCACAACAGGUUAUCUUACUUUUGGUAGUAACGUAACACCCGAUAUCAUGGCUUUGUACAGUGCAAAAGAUCCUGUCGUAAUGAUUGGUAUUUUGGCGCUGGUAGUCAAGAUGAUAACAACUUAUCCAUCAAUGAUUUUAUGUGGAAGAGGUGCUUUGGAUGGAUUGUAUGCAGAAUUUUUUAAACUAUCAGCCGCUGAUUUUAUGGAAGGUGAACCUCGACGCCGAAUAGUUAUAACCACAAUUUGGUUUGUAACCUCACUUUUAGCAGCUAUUUUAACACCUAAUAUUGGUAUUUUAAUUCAAUUACUUGGUUCACUUGCAUCAGCCAAUGUUUUCAUCUUUCCAAGCCUUUGUCUAUUAGCCAUAGCUCGUCGUGAGAAGGGUCGUUUCAAGAAAAGCACUCGAAUUUUCUUCUUUUUCUUCUCCAUCAUUCUCAUCAUCACUGGCUUCAUUAUGUUCCUACUCGUCCUUUACCAGGUUUAUGACGAUUUAAAAAGCGAAACUACUCCUUCCCAUGAAGUUCUGUGCAAAUGGUGAAAAAGCUCUAAAUGGGAAUCAAAUUUACACACCGAGUUCGCAUAUUUACCUCACUAUUUUGUUCAAUCUUUUUGUUCUUCAUCAAAGUCACUCAUCACAGGUCAUUAAUUCAUCCAAAUGAAAUUUGCUCCAAUUUUUUAAUUCCCACCAAAUUGAAAUUACCCUCCGCUUGUCACCCAAUUCACCUCUCAACCCUUGCCCACCACCUUCAUCCAUUUCUGUUUCCAUUUUUUAAUUUUUUUUGUAAUUUCUCACCAUUUUUCGUCUUCAUUGUUAAAAAUCUUACACUUUGUAAUAAAACAAUCUAAAUACUUUUAUAUUCUCACCGAGGGAAGAAAAAAAAUCUUUAGACCUACCAUUGUUUUUAAAUACCAAAUGAACAUUUGAUUUAUACAAUACAUUUACCUCAACCUGUAACCAUUUUAAUUCAACCCAAUCAACUUUGAUACAAAGUGUAUUUAAAUCCUUACCAAUUUUUAGCUAAAACAACCAACUUGUCCCUUACCUGACAAUCAACCCAAACCUACCCGAACUUGUAAAAACAAAUAAUAUAAAGCAAAGUAUUAUUUUAAUUUUCAAA